Amoebophrya sp. A25 is the source of this 7570-nucleotide messenger RNA. NCBI's taxonomy places the organism in Eukaryota, Dinophyceae, Syndiniales, Amoebophryaceae. The record is from the annotation of a GenBank genome assembly.
AAGAACCAGUAAAAGCCUGAUAGUCGUGGUAGAGAUUUAGUAUUCUAGUGUGUUGGUGAUUCUAAUCUACCUUUUCGUUUCCAUUCUCUCUGGUGAAGUAUAAAAUCUGAGGAUGAUCAAGUUCAUCUCAUGAGAACUCCAAAGUGUUCAUCCCUAGAAACAAAAUUUAGUGAGAAAGAUCAGUCAAAGUAUAUGACCCCGUCGCAGGUUGUGUAGGAUAAGAUGCUUGGUCCUUCGCACACCGACAAUGCGCAGCACUACCAGAAGGACAUGGGUGGCCGGGAUGGAAGCGGACCUGUGCCGGGCGACCAUUCAUGUAGUACCAUGAACCUGAGCGGUAAUAUCAACAACAAUAUGGGAGGAGGAGGAGCAGGAGCACUAGGAGGUGUUCAAGGCCAGCAUAUGCAAAAUAACGGACCGUCGACUGGUAGUAAUUCCAGCAUGCAUCAGGGUAGCGGAGGAGCUCCGUAUAUUUAAGGCUGCCGCUGAGGCAACAUCCUCAAGAGAGCCAUAGUUCUACUUGAAAAGGAAACCAAGUAGGUUACGCUGAGGGAUGCAAAAACGCGGUAGUUCUAAGAUAUGGGUACUAGUAGUUCUGCUUGCGGGAGUGCUGGCGGUCACGGUGUAGGUGGGUCAAACUCUGCGAACGCGGGGGCUAGCGGGAGUUACAAUCCGUCUCCACCGAGUCUGCAGCAUGCAGGAAGUGGCCCCUCAGUUUCGAUACCCUGGAGAUGCUUAGUUCCAGCACCGGCAGCAGGACCUAUCGUGGGCAAAGCAGGAGAAAACCUCAAGAAGUACAUCCUGCAGAUCGAAGAUCCUACUGCUCGAAUUGAUGUUAUGUGAUCAUCGUUCUUAAGUAAACCAUGAUUGAUGCGUCAUGAUGAUAGAUGCGUCUUCGUUGUUAAGUAAAUGCUGUUGACUCGGGGCCUUUUCCUUCGAGACAAGGUGAAAGGUGGAUGGUUGUCUUCUGGAUUUUUUCGCCGGUGAAGAGAUAACUACAAGGGCUCAGUUGCAUCCGUACUAGAAAAACAUGGACUAGCACGGGCUUUGUUGAUUUUGUGUAGUAUCAAGUUAGGUCGUUGUAGAAUAGUAAGCUCUAAUGAAGUCACGAAGGAAGGCGAGCUGCAAUAUUUAGAGGACAAGAUGCUCAUUAUUCGAGCGAGUUCUCACGAAAAGAAAGCCGAAAUGUGCCGUUAUGUGCUACAUAAAGUGGAGGCGUGUUUGAAUCAAACGGCAGAGCACAAAUUGGAGCACGUCAAUCUCGGAUCGAACAAGGAGCCGAUAACAUUGUUUAUGGAGGGAUAGCUCGUUCUCAUGAUGCUUUGUCUCUUGUUUUAUCGCCCUUCACUUCAACGGGCGGGGGCACUCUGAGCCGGAGCGGCCUCGGAGCACAUCAAGCGACGGGCGGGGCGUUUGCCCCGUAGUGGCGAGAGCAACGACGGCAAGCCAGACAAGCGCAGAUGAUCCGCACGUCCCUGAAAGGCAACGCGGCGCGCCUCUAGUGCCAGCGUGUGGGGCGUCAGUAUUUGCGUGCAGCAAGAAGGUCUGCACGAUGAAACACCCACGGAGACAGCUGGCCGGACGACGCGACGCGAAACGCCUUGCCGUUUACUGCGAUGCGCUUCGUGCCAUCUCGGCAGGCCCAGCCCCAGGAGGUGGCGCGGCUUGCGUUUGCUGUGUAUCGCGUGGCCUUUUUUCUGGGCGGGCGCCUUUCCGUUGAAGAUGUUCGCCGACGCGCUCGGGGAUGUUUCCCCGGGGUACGCCGUAAGCGUAACAGCCAUGGCCGAAGCCCCAACACCCAAGCAACUUACUAAGGCAGGGGCGCACUCAUCCAGUGCUGGACGUGACCCAUUACUUUCCUGACUUUCACGGUGCUGGUUCUUCGUUUGUCCUCACAGUGAACGAGCGCGACGGCCUUGCAUGGCGCUCGGCUAGGGCGUCUGAGUUUGUUGCAAGCAGCUCACAGACCUCCGCGGCCAGUGUGUGAGCGCUGCACCCGGGGGGGCUUGUGGGGUGCUCAUGGCGUCGCGUGCUGGCGGUUUUUUCGGAAGCACGGCGGCGGGGCUUGGGGAUUUGCUUCGUAUGGCGGCAUUGUUUGAGGUGUCAAGCAGGGCGCCGGCAGCGGUCCACUUUCCGCCGUUUGGCGAGUUGGGUUGUCUUCGAAGCAGUGCCAAAGGGCUCACACCUGAAGCAUAAGCAUCCUCGCGGAAGCAGGUCCAAGGGGGGCGCGCCUCACCGAACAGGCCCGCGCUCCGUCACGACAGUGAAAGCAGAGAGGAACCAAGAACGAACACGAAGCUGAGCGCCUUCUUUGGAAACGUUGCGGCAGUGGACUGCGGACCGCUAUGCGCUUCGUGUUAGUUGCCGGCGAAUGCUACUCAGGAGAAGACAGGGCCACACGCUGCGCCUGCUGGGCACAGCCCGGAACUUUGAGGCAAAGCAACUACGGCGCAGCCCGUUGCUACUUGAGUGAUCAGCAACUUCCCUCAUUUUUGGUGGACGGGGUGCGAUGUUUGCUCUCGUAGGUUUCGACUUGGUGUUGCUUCUUCGGUGGGGCCCAUGUGUGUGGCCUCUUGACUGCAGUGGUGGAAGAGCAAGCUUCUACCACGCGCCCCGGAAAUAGAUGACGCGCGGGGGAUCAGGAUGCCACGCCAGCAAACGAAGGCGGGGCGGCCGGUCUCCGGCAGUCGAUGGGGACCGGCUGCAGCCCCUCGCCACGACCAACGGAGCCCGGGGCGCUCUUGGGUUGUCCCCGUGUUGGGGGCAGUGGCUGACAGGGAGGCGCAGGCAAGGGCCUACGCGUCACGCUUGCUAGUCCGGGGCGACCUGCGGAGUAGCAGCCAAAGCGGCGGGCUCAGGCGGCCGGGCGUUGUUGUUUUCCCUUUUUUCGCUUGAGCCAUCUAUCCAAAAUUCCUCAGACUGUUUUCUUUCUCAUAACUUGUUUUUGCCUAUGCAUUCCGCAGCUCGUCGUUGCUAGCGUGGUUGGCUACCAGGGCUCUCGCAUCAAAGAGAUUAUUCGGCUGAGCGGUGUCCAGAAAGUGGACGUACCCAAGUCAGCAUCCUUCGCAACGGACUUUGUGCUACGACUAGUGGGCGAUCUCGAAUGCAUUCUGAAAGCAACCAGCCUCAUAUACGAGGUACCGCUUAUGUCCAUUCGAAAUUCUUACUUUGUACACUUUUUUUUUGUAGCCUCGCACAACUUGAUGUACUGAAUGAUGUCUACGUGGUUCCUCGGCGAUCCACUCCUCGACUGAAUCUGUAAAUCUAAUACUCAUUGAGCAGGAAAGCUGUUCCAUCGCCCAGUUUUCUGUUAGUCCUGCGUAGGGGACAGUGACUCAAACGUCUUUUUCCAAACCACUAUAGAUUGUAACGACUAUGGCAAACGAAGGAAAGCUUUCCGAGCGAGAUUUUACGGUGAAGCCGCGAAUGUAUAGCAAUUUGCAGCCAGUAAAGGAUGCACAGUUGAUGCCCAAUUUCCUCAACGUGCAGCUUUCACCCUUACAAGUGACGCAAAACAUUCGGAUGCUCAUGAUUAUACCAGAGGCCAGCUGGCUCAUCGGGAGAAAUUUAUGAUGAAACAGUUGAACAAUAGUGACAAUCAUAUCUUCACGUCGUAAGGUUUGGGUAAAGCAACGAAUACAAAUGUGAUUGUUGUUCCUGCUCUGGGUUGGUCAGGGUUGGUGGAGGGUCAGCGUAAUCAUAUUACUAUCUUUACAUCAACAUCAGAGGGUUAGGGUAGAGCAACAAAUUUACCAAGAUGUUCAUAUCAUAGACUGACAAGGUAAGGCAGCGAAUUUAUGUUUUACAAGUGAGUUAACCCUUGUUCAUGUUGUGGAAACGUGAUUCUGGAUUUGCGGAAGUUGUCAGGUGCGACGUUUGAUGUGAAAGAGCAAUUUAUAGGCCAAGAGAGGGUCGUUGACAUCGGCGGACUGUAUCAAUUCAAGCUUACUGGCGUAGAACUCCUCAUCAAAUGCCUCGAAACGUGCGCGCAACGUAGUGGAAAAGUCACCUUUGUUGUACCAAAUAAAAUGGUUGCUUGCUUGAGUGUGCGACAACGGCAUCAGUUAAUUUUGUAACAAUAUUGAAAGUGAUGCACAACUAUCGUGACCUUGUAACAAAUUGAAAGUGUUGUACAACUAUCGUGACCGCAACCUGAUGAUUUCUUUAAGAAAGUCAAAGUUGUAAAUAAGAUCGAAUCAAUAUCAAUAUCUUUUUUCUUAAUCUACUAUCAAAAAAAGAAUCUCCUUCAACAGAUUCCUCCACCCUGUACAUCGCCGCGGUUUCUUGACACGACUAAGUCCGUUGUCGCCGAAAUUAGUAAAGCUGUCGGCGUAACUAUUACUACACUUCCUGUGUCGCCAGCUAUAGCGCGAAUCGACAAAAACUUCCUGAAUUCUGAAGUUGUAUGGCACUGCACAUAGUGUAAUUUGUCGAAAAAGUUUGUUGGAUUGCAAGAUACAUAAUGUCUUUUUUCUCAAGAAGAGAAAGAGUUUCUUGAAUUCUAAGGCCAAUGAAAUUGUUGGAUUGGCGACUUGUUGCGUCAUUACGUCGUUAUGAAGAAAGAUGUCGAGGAGGACAAAUAUAAUUGAAUUGCACGCCCGUCAAUAUACAUGACUGGGCAUAUCAUCAUCAUCGUCAUCAUAUUCAUACUCUAGUAGCCUCGUCCACAUGCACUGUAUGCGUUACCUAACCUAGUUGUGCGCACGAGCACAGCCUCCGGAGCAAUCCCCACUUCUACAGAAUAAGUCAAUACCACCUGUUUUCAUCCUUCCACGGACACGAGGCGCACAUGGCCUGUAGGCGAGUGACAAUUUCCGGUAGCUAUGAGCAACUGCGAGUAGCGUCACAAAUGCUCUGCCAGAAGGUAGAAGAGGCAAUCACUUUGCCGAAGGAACACCUGGGAACCAGUCUAGAUCCAGAACAGCCGAACUCACUGAGGUUGCUGUUAUGCAGCAGGCUUUAAAGAGCGUUUAACACAUAGGAACAUGUAAAAAGGGGACAUGAUACGUCGUUAUUUAAAUACAUGUAGCAUAGAUACAAUACGAACUUGCGUUAAUGCGUAGCAUAGGGUAGGUUAGUAGCAUAGAUACAAUACGACCUUGCGUUAAUACGUCUUUUGAGCUUUCUCCUUCACCGCGGGUGGACUCACCUCGUCCUGAUGAAGGUCUAUCAAGGGUAAGUAGGUUAAAGGUGCUUUUGUUACCGUUUGUUAUGGCUCUCUCCCUUAGGUGGGGACAGCCAUAAUAAGCGGGGGAUAAGCGAAUAGGAAGAAGCUACCUCUAAUAAGCGCAAUAUACGUAGCAUAGAUACAAUGCGAUGCCUACAUCUGUAAUACUAGUUGCUGCUUGAUGUCCAUGGAGAACUAACACGCCCUUGAAGAAUACACAGUUGAAUGAAAUUCUUGAAAUCCAUUGCUGAAUGAAAUUCUUGAACAGCGUGGGCACCUCGACGAAUCAAUAGCAGGAAAAAUAAACGAACCAGGAUUUUAGCCAUGAAAAAUCAAGACUCUAACUUUUCUUGGCCGAGACGAGGUAAGCUGGAUUAUCGGACGGGGAGGCAAGGUGCUCCGAGACAUCAGGCGCGCUUCAGGAGCAAGUGCCUGGGUUAGAGAGGAGGGCGAUCAAACCUACCGCUGCAUGACGGAUACUCACGGAAGUCGAGUAACGGAAAUCCAAGGCCGAUUGGAGGCGACAUUAUCCUGCGUAGAGUUGAUAUUAUGAGCAUGGCUGGAAAUUUAAUCGACACAGCAAGAUAUGUAAGUAGCUUCGGGAAUUCUUUGUGUAUUGUUCGUAAAUCGCGAUGUUGGUUAAGGGCUUUGACUUUUCCUUCCCCGCAUCCGAAAAGUUUUAGAUAGUCGGCACCUCUCUAAUUCCCGUCCGAGUGUGCGAAAAGUUUCAGGGGAAGUCACAAGCCUUGGGUGUUCUAGUACCACGCACCAUUAACGUCGACAUCGAGCGCCUCAAACGAACGUGCCAUGCAGCACCAAGAAUCUGGAUCGACGGACCGAAAUAUAACAACUACAUUUACGGCUUUGCUUCUUUGUUGUUAGUGUGACUUGCGUAGAUCGUGAGAUUAUACGUGAAGUUCAAUUCGUAUGACAGACUCUUCGGAUGAUCUGUGAACUCGAAUCUUCAAAUCCAACAUGAAGAUACUACGUGUUGUUCUGAGCAUCCUCUAAUCCCUGGGUGCUGAAAACCGUAGUGGAGCAGAGUGGAAAGCCGUCCGGAUCGAAGGGCAUAACGACGCAGCUCGACGCAUGGCCAUGCUGUUGAUUCUACACUUAGCGGACAUCCUACCGAAGGAAAUCCAUCAUACUGGAGGAAGCCAUGGCCACAGCCACAGCCAUGGUUCAUCCCAUUCGUCUAUGCAUUCGUCAGCGCACACGUCAGCGCACGCACCAGCGCACGCAUCGGCGCACGCGUCAGCCCACGCGUCAGCGCAUGCAUCAGCUGCAGUAGCAAACGGAAAUAUUAGGGCGUAUAAGCACUAGGCUCUUGUUUUUGAUGUGCGUUCAUCAGGACAGAUUAGAAUGUCAUUAGGCAGAAAUGUCUUUUACUUUGAGAACUCGAACUCCGCGAACCCUAGUUCUUUUACCUCUAAGACCAGUAGCCACGGCCAUGCAGGAGGCGGUCAGCACUUGCAUCGGACUGGAACGAAUAGUAGCCACAUGAGCAGUGGCAGCCACAUGAACUCGUCAGCGACCAUCCUCGGCGCGGGUGGCAUGGGAGGAGGUGGCGGUGGAGUGAUGCACCACGCGACACAGCAAGCACCAAAUAUUAAUCACAUAUCAUUAUGUUCAGGAAAUGGAAAACUCCGUAAACUAGGAGAACUACUGCUCGGGAUGUAAAUGAAUGAAUCUAGCCCGUCGAGUCAUCGUACGUUGGUCAUGAUUGUACGCAGCACAUAUGUAGUCAUCUACUAAAAAGAAUGCUACAACAAGUGGCUUUUGAUUGAUUCUUCCUUUUCCUCACUCUUUUUCAUUAUGUGGGAGUAGCAGUGCUGGCGGCGCGGGAGGUGGACACCACGGCAUGGGAGGACCUCCGAUGAUGGGCCAAGGUGGGGGAUCAUCCAGGACAGGUCUACGAGAUAUGCUGCGGAGCAUGCCUUGAUGGAGUGCGCUUGUCAGUAGAUAUGCUACGGAGCACGGCUGCUUCGAAUCGAAUUUGAUUGUUUCUCUGAUUCAGAAGAGGCUUUUGGAAAGAGGCCUUCGCGCUGCUGCGGUGACCUAUAUUUCCUUUUUGGUGUUGGCAGGUUCGAAUCAUGUUGACGAAGGUUAUUACAAGUUGCAGGUUGAUGUCGAUUGCUGUAUAAUAUUGGUAGGCUGUACUGGUCGCUUGAUACGCCGACCUUGUCGAAUAAUCUUCAAGAGGAUACUGGCUUGUCUCCCCAUCGCAGAUAAAGGCAUUUUUGGGGAGCUUCCCAAAAAGCCCUGACCUCUGAUUGCGUUCGACAAACCCUUCCUAAUGCCUUUGUGAUAUGAACAAAUAUAGACAUGUUAUAAACAACACUAAGCAUGAUCAUGACCACAUGAGUCUGCAAUGCAGCGAAUGAUCAGCGUGCGGCUUCAGCG